UGUGUGAAGCGGCCCCGAAGGCGAUUGGCUGCGCAGGUUCCAUCUCUUGCGCGCGCCGGCUCCCCAACACCUCAUAUAAACCCGCGGGAUUUAUGGUAGGAACGCUCAGCUUUCUACUGGAUUGAUAACUUGCAAGAAACGGAAUAUUUGCUCAUCACAGCAUCCCAAACUGCACUCAACAACACACAGCACAUCUGCUUUGAGCUGGUCUACCACUUGUCUUUGACACUGACCGACCGACUGACAGCCCGACCAUCCGCCUGCCCGCACGCUUACAGAGAGAGAGAGAGAAAGAAAAGACAGCAAUGAAGACCACCAAGAGCACCAGCCUGCACGUGGCCACCCCGCUGAGGGAGAGCUUGCCCCUGUCCAAGCUGGCCGGCACCUCCGUCUACCUCAAGCUGGACUGCGCUCAGCCCACCGGCUCCUUCAAGAUCAGGGGCAUCGGACACCUGUGCAAGACGUGGGCCGAUCGUGGAUGUGUGAGAUUCGUCUGCUGCUCAGGUGGCAACGCGGGCAUGGCGGCCGCCUACUCUGCCCGCAAGCUGGGGGUUCCCGCCACCAUCGUGGUGCCCAGCGUCACCCCAAAUGAGACCGUGCAGAGGCUCAAGGACGAGGGAGCGGACGUGGUCAUCCACGGAAAAGCACUUAAUGAAAGCAUCGAAUACGGCCAACAGCUCACAGCCAACAACCCAGACUGGGUCUUCAUCUCUCCCUUCGAUGAUCCACUGAUUUGGGAGGGCCACACGUCCCUGGUGAAGGAGCUGGAGUCUGAGCUGGGCGGGGAGAAGCCCGGCGCCGUGGUGCUGUCGGUGGGGGGCGGCGGCCUCCUGAACGGCGUCAUCGAGGGGCUGCGGCGCGCCGGCUGGGACGACGUCCCCCUUGUCGCGAUGGAGACCGUGGGGGCGCACAGCCUCAACGCUGCCAUGAAGGCGGGGGAGCUCGUCACACUGCCCGCAAUCACCAGCAUCGCCACAACCCUGGGCCUGACGCGGGUGUCUGCCCAGACCAUGAAGCUGGUGGGGGAGCACACAGUCUACUCCGAGCUCGUCACGGACCAAGAGGCCGUGCGUGCCGUCGAGAAGUUUGUCGACGACGAGAAGGUGUUGGUGGAGCCGGCGUGUGGCGCCGCCCUGGCUGCCGUGUACUGCGACAUCAUCCGGCGGCUGCAGGUGGAGGGCAAGCUGAGCCAGAGCCUGGGCCCCGUGGUGGUGGUGGUGUGCGGUGGCAACAACAUCAGCCUGCAGCAGCUACAGCGCCUCAAGAAGCAGCUCGACAUGAACUGCUAACCAGCAGGGCUGCGUUUCAUUCACAACAGCGUCAUCGCUAACCAAGUUAGCAACGUACCUAGUUGCAUUGCAAUUUCCCAUGGGCAACCUACUAAGUUGCUAACUUGGCUAGCGGCAAGGCUUUCCAGAAACGAGGAUCAGGAGCCGAGUUGAAGACAGGAAAGAAGAAAAGAAAGGCCUGAAGUGUCUUAACUUAAAUGUCUUAAAGGCCCACUGUGUCAUUUUCUUCAGUAGUUUAUUUCCAGACCCAAGAAACAGCUGGACAUGAACUGCUUACAGAGUCGGGUUGAAGACAGGAAGAAAAAAGGCCACAAAUGGCUUAACUUAAAUGUUGUCUUAAGAAAGGGUCAUUGUGUAAUUUUUCCCCCACAGUGGUUAUGCUGCCCGUUAACAAGUGACAUCUUUUUCACGAAUCUUUAGCCUAUCACCAAUAAUUUUAAGUGUUCAUUAUUGCUUGGACAAUUGCACUUUUCAUACAUGAAUAGGAAGUGGAUCUGCCCAAUCUGGCAACACUGAGCCACAGACACCUUUGGCUGCAAUACCUACUUGUCAAACUAUUUUUAUUUACUUGGUAAACAUUCAUGAAAAAGGUAGAAUUUCUGACUGGGCAGCAUAAAUUGAGAUAAACUACAAAAAUGUACACACUUGGACUUCAAUAUCUCUAGGGAACAAAGCCUAUCCCAACACCAUUCCAGAAAAUGUGCUGUCUGUUUCAGACCCGCCUCGCUUGACUCCAAGUAACUUCUCUAUACUUGAUGAAACUACUUGCUUUAGAGGUGGGCAAAUGCUAUGUCUGAAAAAAAAUACUUUGUGUUGACAAAAUAUGUGUAAAAUAUUUACUCAGCUAACAAACUUUCUGAAAUUAAUGUUUAUUAAUGUUUUUUCCCCUAUUUGACUUGAAUAACUGUUUUGAAGAUUAAGAUUGAAUUUUAGGCUAUGUAAAUUCAACGUAGUUUUUACAGUAGGUGUAUAGAUAUUUUAUUGAGCAUGUGUUCGCAUGUGAAGUGGAUGUGGCAUUACUUGUCUUGUACUGUUCUCUUCUUUCUCUCUAUUUUUGUACAUCUUAUUUAAAAGAAAAGAAAGAAAAAAGAAUUAAAUUAUGUUUAUGCUUUUCAA
This is a messenger RNA of Engraulis encrasicolus (European anchovy), 2405 nucleotides long. Its product is annotated as L-serine dehydratase/L-threonine deaminase-like. Gene Ontology annotation, molecular function: L-serine ammonia-lyase activity; pyridoxal phosphate binding; threonine deaminase activity. The transcript is spliced from 8 exons. Bases 306 to 1289 code for a protein of 327 amino acids. NCBI's taxonomy places the organism in Eukaryota, Metazoa, Chordata, Actinopteri, Clupeiformes, Engraulidae. Gene Ontology annotation, biological process: L-serine catabolic process; L-threonine catabolic process. The record is from RefSeq and is a predicted model, not a curated record.